Spodoptera frugiperda (fall armyworm) is the source of this 1194-nucleotide messenger RNA. RefSeq lists its product as uncharacterized. The record is from RefSeq and is a predicted model, not a curated record. NCBI's taxonomy places the organism in Eukaryota, Metazoa, Arthropoda, Insecta, Lepidoptera, Noctuidae. The transcript has 6 exons. Bases 201 to 695 code for a protein of 164 amino acids.
UAACUACUUCGCAAUCAGCGCCAGCGGCGGCCUUGGCACCGAUGGUGCUUGCGCGCGGGCUUCGCACGCUUAGUGUGAACACCGCGCUACGCAGUGCACUCGUCGUCUUACUCCGCGAAGCUUGAGUGCAAUCGCUUCGAUUAUCGUCUUGUACAUCGAUUUGCUAGGGGAGGUGUCACUGUCUACUGUGGAGAUCAGCCAUGGCACCCGGUGUGCAGCAUUACGUUUUAGUAACGAUCGUACUCAUCGCUAUUAUAUCGCCAUGCCUCAGUAUCCAGCCAUCAUCAGCAGAUGAAAUCAUCGAAAAAGAUCGUAAUGCCAGACAAUCUGCUAUAAGAGCAGGCAGACACGUUGCCGGGGCUCCAAAAAGAGGAUUUUUUGGAACAAUUUUUCAUGUCAUUUUAGAGCAAAUCAACGAUACCAAAAGCGCAUACAAUCAAAUAUCUGAUUUAGUCAACAAUCAAUUUGCGGAUGACAAUGCAGUGACAACAACCCCAGAUCCUUCAAAUAAUGGCACCACUGAGUCACCGAAAAUUACGAGAGCAGAGUUCCUAAAAAUAUUAGAUCGUAAUCUUAAAGGACUGAGUCGCCUUCGGAACUUAGAAUGGCGAGAAGCCAAGAAGGAUUCUGCAGCAAAUAUCAGAAUGUACAAGGACGAAAUAUUUAGAGGGAAGAAAGCGAGAAGCACAAGAUAACAUCCAAUCGGAAUGUAGAUAUAAGACUAACUUUAUACUUUAAGCGCCUGUUUCACCACCCACAUUUACCUAAGUACCUACGCGAUCAACUUAAUAGUUCACACAAAUUACAUUCUUAUUUAUAAUUUAUUUUAUGUUGCAUACGGCUAUCGAGACAUUGUGAAACAGGCCAUAAAGUAGAAAUGAUAAAACGGUGAAGGUACUUUUGACAACGACUACCCCUUGAGAAGCAUACAAAAUGCGUUUAUGGGAAAGUCGAUAAAAAAGUCACUCAAUAUUAUUAUUUGACAUGAGAAAUAUAAUAGAUAGUCUUUUGACGAUGAUUGUACUUAAACGAUCUUUCAUAAUUGUAACAGUAUUGCCAAUUACUAGACCCAAAAAUAAUUAUAAAUGUCAAAUUGUGGCUAAAUAGAUAAAAAACUGUCAUGUUGAUUUAUUUAUUUAUUAUUGUAUUUAACGAUAACAAUAAUUAAACUAUAUUCUCAUUUAAACUACAGAA